AUGAGGAAGUUUUUAGUGAGAGUAAAUCAGCCUUCUGAUCCACCUGAAACCAAAGAGCGAAGAGAAUCAAAUGCAGCAUCUGAUUCAAUUACUAUAAGUGCAAUUUCGAAAAGGCUAGAAAACAAUCAAGCAAGCAACUAUGAUGGAAAACAAAAACCUAGCGAUUCUUUGGACAAAGAAAAUGAUUUUGAAUCCUCGCAAGAAAAUGUUUCUUCUCAAGAAAAUCAAGCAUUGCCUAAGCCUAAAGUAAUUGAAAAUUGGAGAAAAACGUACACGUGGAUAACAAUAAAUGCAUCAAAUAAAGUCGUCUGCUCAAUUUGCACGGAAGCUGUAACUAACAAGUUAUUGAUUUUAGACAAUAAAAAUAUUAGGAUUUCAAAAAUGGCAUUCGUAGAAGAAGUAUUAGCAAAACAAGGUCUUGCUCUAAGAGGACACGAUGAGGAUCGAUCAAAUUUACUACAAUUUUUGCAUUUGAGAGCCGAAGAUGUGCCUGAAUUGAAAUCUUGGUUACAACGUACUGGGCAUAAGUGGGUCCAUCAUUCUAUAAUAGAUGAGAUAAUUGCUCUCUAUUCAGAAAAUCUAUUAAAUAUAAUAGUGAAUGAAAUAAAAUGCAAUAAAUACUACUCCAUCAUGAUCGAUGAAACAUCCGACGUUUCAAGACUCGAACAAGUUUCAAUUUGUCUUAGAACAGUUUCCCACAACUUCGUGGUAAAAGAACAUUUCAUGGAAUUUUGCAAUACAGGAAACACAAAAUCCGAGACGCUUCUAAAGAUUGUGACCGAAUAUCUUGCUAAAAUAACGUUAAGCAUAAAUGAUCUACGAGGUCAGUGCUAUGAUGGAGCGAGCAACGUAUCUGGAAAAAUUACCGGUCUUCAAACUAGAAUUCGUGAACUCGAACCCCGUGCACUAUUUGUACAUUGCUCAGCUCACUCAUUAAAUUUAGUUGUUCAAGACGCACACGAAGACAUCCAGUUCGUAAGAAACUUCAUUGGCAUGAUUAAAAAAAUCAUCAAUUGUAUACGUGAUUCUCCAAAACGUCUGCAUGAUUACAAAAUCUUGCAAGAAUCGCAAUCUCAAGAGCGUACCACUGCGCUAUCUCCGUACUGUCCAACAAGAUGGGUCAUGCGAAUCAAGUCACUAAAAACGAUACAUACUGUUGAAAAUUAUAAAGCUGCCAUUGAGUUUUUCAACAACCUGAGUACAGAUCGUAAUUCCGAUCCUAGUAAUUCAUCAAAGGCAAAAGGUUUUUUGCAAAAUAUGUAUUCGUUUGGAUUUUAUUUUAUUUUAACAACAAUUAUUGAAAUUUUUACGCAAAUUGAAACUUUGAACAUGGAACUUCAAAAAUCUGAUUUGUGCGUAAAUAUGUCACAUCGCAAAGUUCAGAUCGUAACGGAAAAUAUCAAGGAAAUGAGAAACUCGAAAUUUGAUUCAAUUUGGAAGACAUGCACAAAAGAUGCUCAGACUUUAAAUUUGGAUGAACCCACUAUACCUCGAACUAGAAAAAUUUCUAAGCGACUAGACAGUAACCAAGCCAGUGUUCAUUUAUUUGAAACUCCAGAGCAGUACUAUCGAAAACAAUUCUAUGAAAUUGUUGAUAAAACCUUAAUGGCAUUAUCUGAGAGGUUCAAUACGGACACAAUUAAAAUUUUGAACAAUUUUGAAAAUUUUAUAAUUAAUGAGAAUAAUGUCAAUGUCAAAGAUAUAACAUCUUUUUAUAAUAUUUCGAUUAAAGGUGCCGCUGUUAAUGAAAUUAACGGAGAAAAGUUACUUCAGCAAAGGGAUCUUUUUAUAGAUACAGCAAAAAGGCACAAUAUCAAAAUUAAAUCAUUGAAAGAUGUCAUAGCAUAUUUGAGAGACAGUGAAGCUCUUAGAGAUAUUGUUUGCGAAUACUCAAAAUUAGUCAAAUUGUUGGUUACCAUUCCAGGAUCAUCAUGCUCAAAUGAAAGAUCUUUUUCUUCAUUAAAGCGUUUGAAAACUUAUUUAAGAUCAACAAUGCUCCAAGACAGAUUAAACGAUCUCGCUAGAAUUAAUAUUCAUCAAGACUUGCUUGCAACAUUGGAUUUAGAAACAUUAAUAAAUACAUUUAUCAAACGCAAUUCACAGAGGUGGGCGGUAUUCUUAUCGGGAUAUAAGGAUCCGGACGCGAUAAGGUGGCACGAAGUAAAGAAGCAAAGACAGAGUAUUAAGUAA
Molecule: messenger RNA, 2190 nt
Organism: Nasonia vitripennis (jewel wasp)
Lineage: Eukaryota; Metazoa; Arthropoda; Insecta; Hymenoptera; Pteromalidae
Product: zinc finger MYM-type protein 1-like
Exons: 5
Coding region: 1-2190 (729 amino acids)
Molecular function (GO): protein dimerization activity
Source: RefSeq, a predicted model, not a curated record